Molecule: messenger RNA, 834 nt
Organism: Emiliania huxleyi CCMP1516
Lineage: Eukaryota; Haptophyta; Isochrysidales; Noelaerhabdaceae
Exons: 3
Coding region: 1-834 (277 amino acids)
Source: RefSeq, a predicted model, not a curated record
AUGAAACGGCACCGAACACCGCCACCGGACGUAACCACCGAGGAGCACGUCAGCCUCCAUGACCUGACAGCCGAGCAUGGCCAUGAGGCAGGCUCCAUCUGUAUCAUCUGCAAGCGGCCUACCCCUAACGCCAAGACUGGUAUCGACUUCCUCGUGCGGUUGCUGACGCUCGAGCAAACGGGCUGGGUGCGUGACGAGGAUGUGGGCACAUACAUCGACAAGGUGAAGGGAGGAGAGAAGAGGAUGGAUGCUGCCCCUUUCAUGGACGAGCUGCAGAAGAAGGGCAAGAAGAAGAAGCCAUUCGCAGAGGAGUCAGCCCUGCUGCUCAAGCAAGUUGCCAAGCUGAAGAUGGCGCAGGCGAAGGAGGGAGCCCCUGUGACCGUGUACUUCUCGGACAAAGAAAGCUGGUACAAUGGCACGAUCACGGCCGUGAACAGGGACCGGACAUUCACGGUUCUCUUCGAGGAUGGUGACGAGGAUGACUCGGUGCCUCUGACAGACCUAUACCAGAAGGUUGCGGUGCCGGCGGUCUCCAAGGCGUGCUCGGCUCCGGCGCUCCUUUAUGGGCUGCCAAGUGUGUCUACAGAGUCGCUGGAGAUCGAAUGCGACCAGGCCAGUGACUCGGAGGACUCCGACAGCGAUCCGACCUCGGAGGAGCCCGCGGCCGUGACUAACGCGGACGACGCGCCACCGCUUCUUGCCCAGGCGCCAGCGUUAACGCCAGUGGCUACAAUCGUCGCAGCUGCUCUGCUCGCUCUGGCAGCAGGGGUGACAGCUGCUCCAACCGUGUUCCAGCCAGAUGGCGGCGGUGCUGGCGCUGGGGGGCGAGGAUAG